Brassica napus (rape) is the source of this 537-nucleotide messenger RNA. RefSeq lists its product as uncharacterized. NCBI's taxonomy places the organism in Eukaryota, Viridiplantae, Streptophyta, Magnoliopsida, Brassicales, Brassicaceae. The coding region runs from base 96 to 314 and encodes 72 amino acids. The transcript has a single exon. The record is from RefSeq and is a predicted model, not a curated record.
AUUUUAAGUCAGAGAAAGAAUCAAACCAACCAAGACUCCAAGAAACACAUUCAAAUCAGAGAAAGAAACUAGAAAACUAGUUCUCAAGAUCUCAGAUGGGUUUGGUGGUGGUUAUAUCUCUUCCUCUGAUUUUCUUUUGUCUUCUUCUUGGAUUCGGUUGCUAUUUCCUCGGCAAAACUCGCGGCCGUCGUGAGAUUCAAACAAAUCCUCAGGUGUACGGUGCUCCUGCCCCACCUCCCGGUGCAACCAUCUCUGCCGCCUCCUCUCCGCCGUUGUUUCCUCACGCCAAGCCCGACAGUUCACACAACGUCUGAUUUUCCAUCUCCCUAUCUCUAUUGGAAGAUGAUUUUGCUUGAUCUAUUGUGAAUUGCUGUAUCUUUUCUUUUUUCUCUAGCGUUCUUGAGAAUAUGUUUCUUUCUUGAUUUGUGUAUAUUUCUUAUGUAAACUAGAGAGCUUUGAUGUCAUUAAGAAAGUUUAACGAGUAGUAUGGACCGUAUGGUUUCAAGUAUUUGAUAACAUAGUGUAUUCAGCCAAUAA